AUGAUUGGUGCAUUGCAUCCAGUCGUACAACAGUGGGCACCAUGUUUGCUGAUGUUAUUAUUCAGAGUCUUACUUUCCUUGAGGGGGAAUGCAUAAUACGCUGUUUGUUAAGUUGGUAUAAUAGAUUGUGUCUCUUGUUUGCUUGGCGAGACUUAUUUUAUCUGUUCAGAGUGUUAGGUGAUAAGGACAACGCAUUGCAUAACUUUGAAACUAUAAAGUGCACACAGUCAAACUAGACAGCUAAGGGAAGUAAAAAAAACUAUGUGAUACAGAGAUACGUGCAGCUAGAGACAUCCUGUAUGAGCUAGGUUUCAGCAUUCAUGGCUAAGUCUUCUUUACGUCUUAUGUAAUCCAGUAGAGAAUGUAGGAAUUAGUAUGUAUUUCUUGCAAUCUUGUACUGCAUGAAUCAUCUAUUUUGGAAUCAGACAAGUUAUUUUUUACCAACUGAGAUGCCUAUAUUUGUUACUUUGCCUUGGAAAUUGAUGAUAAGAUGAAAUCAGUCAAUGAAAUACCUUGUUGAACUGACGUGUAUGACUUCAGAUUUGAGUCCAGUGCUUUUGUUACAUUUAUUGAGAUUGCAUUAAGCGAGACUACAGGCAGUUAUGCUAAGUCAUGCAAUGUCAUGCAAUGCUGGCAGUUACACUGAAGAUGUUAUUUAUGAAAAGAGCUCAUGUAGGCCUUUAACCAAUUUUGAUCAGAAACAAGUAGAUCAAUUGGUUUGGACGUGGAAGAGGGCCGGGUCUGUUGAAAUGCGUCUCCAUCACUACCAUGGCCAGGAGGAUCAAUGACAAUGACUGAUGCUUAAUUCUGACUCAAGCUGAACUCGGAUAUUCUUGGCUUAUGAUCUUGAUCUUGAUCUUAAGAAUUGUUUUGUGACUAUACAUAUACCGCCACCGCUUACAAUAUGGGAGGUAAGAUGUCAUGCUGUUGUUGUGUAUACUGUCGAAGAACAACCAAGGGCAAGGUUACAUAUGCUUACUCUACAACAGAUGUCACAGACUCAGAAGGGACAGCCCUACUCAAUCAGAAUCGAUCUUACACAUACAGCAAAGUCCAUAAGAACUCAACUCAGAGUCAAAUGUACAAUACUAGAACAAGAAAGCUUGAUCCUCGAGGAAACAAACUUCAAGUCAGGAGUUAUUCUACCAGUAUGAAUCCAGCUAUACGUAGGCUAUCUCAGAAUAUUUAUUCCUCGACAGAAAGUGAUUUCUCUGGCAAAUCUGAUGUUGAAAUGCCACGAGGAAAGCGUUCAAAAUAUCACACAAGAAGAGAAGCCAAACUUUUUUCGGAAAGAAAUUUAGGGAGAGGUGUGAGAACAGACGAUGUAGAGCAGGGUGAUAUAUCACUGGAUCAGGAAGGUCAUGAUUAUCCAGUAGAAUCUGAGUUUGUAGAUGACUUACCUCUCGUUGGAUCAGAUGAUGAUGAUGAUCUCGUAGUGGAGCAGCUGCCACCGUCCGAUGCUGGGCCUUCUAUUGGUGACCUGGAGCUAGCCUUUCAAUACAAUGGUGAGGCUAGACGUAUGAAUGUAACCAUCAUCAAGUGCCAUAACCUGCCUACCAAGGAUGAAGGUGGAGCUUCCAGCUUUAGACUGCGUCUACUGCUGCUUCCAAGCAAACGUCAGAGGGCUAAGACCCACAUUAGAGAGUCCAAAGAGCCGCUCUUCAAGGAGCUCUUCAGGUUCUCUCGUAUCUUCCCUCAUGAGGUAGUAAGCACUGCUCUGAGAUGCAGACUGUAUGGAUGUGAGAGGAUGAGGAAAGAGAAGCUCAUUGGAGAGAGUAUUAUCAAGUUCUCAUCGCUCAACAUCGCUAACAAACAAAUCAUCAAAGUCAGAAUCGACCCUCGCAGUGAUGUUAGUAAGAAUGGCUCCUCUCCAUACUCCAGUACAUCAGACCUAUCUGAUUCGAACAGUUCAUCCUCCUUGCAGUCAAUGAGUCAGGGCAGUGUGCCUGAGAUCUUGAUUGGUCUAGCUUACAAUGCUACCACCGGUAGACUGGAUGUAGAGGUCAUCAAGGGAAGUCACUUCAAGCAGAGAGCUGCUGGCAGAGCACCAGAUUCCUACGCAAAGGUUGCUCUGAUGUCAUCUAGUGGCUUUGAGAUCUCCAAGAGCAAGACAUCCGUCAGGAGAGGGCAGUCUAGCCCAACAUUCAAGGAGACUUUCUUCUUCCAGGUUGCCCAGUUCCAACUUCCUGAGAUGACCCUGCUCUUCACUGUGUUCAACAAGAAAGGAAUGAAGCGUAAGGAAACCAUUGGUUGGUUCUCAAUGGGUCUUAGUAACAGUAGUGAAGAAGAGAUCGGCCAUUGGAAUGAGAUGAGAGAAUCUAAGGGUCAUCAGGUCUGCCGAUGGCAUGCACUACUGGAAUCAUAAAGCAUGGGACCAACGAUGUCACGGAACUCCUUCCUCUCAGCAAAUAAUCUUUUUAUCUUCUUCCGAUCUUGUAACUGAUUAAUACCUUUACAUGUUUGCUGAUGAGAUGAUCAAGUAUACCCCCAUUAUCUAGUCUAUACUAUUAAGAUUGAUUGGUGUGUAGUACUAAUUUCUCUAUGCUGGGAAUGCUACCUUUUAAUAUUAACAUUAUCUAGAAUUUUAAAGAUAAUUUUGCUUUAUUGACGUAUGCAUUGUUCGUAUCCUAUUUUAUUUUAUUUUCUAUUUUAUAUUAUUUUAUUUUCUGGCGGAUACCGGCGCUAUAUAAAUAUCCAUAUUAUUAUUAUUAUUAUUGAAAUGACUGUACGAUGCUAAGUUCAUACAGUUACAAUGUUGUUAUUUGUUCAUAUUGAUUUGAAAUACAGCUUUGAUUCGAACACAUACAAUGAAUGCAUUAACUAUCGUAUUGGUGUCACACACAUAAUGUGACAAAACACAAGGCAUUUUCAAUCACAUGUUGCUCUACCCAGAUUUAAUGGUCAAGUUAUAUCACUGUUUAGAGCAUGAAUCAAGUGUUCUAAAUAUCUAUUUUGGGACUGUUUUUAUUAAACACUCCUCUUAUUUUGAUCUCUUGUGAUUACAUAAUUUUCUCCUAUAAUACAAUAAAGAUCUAGUACUGGUACUAUCAUACAUUUCUUCUCACUCAUUUUGUUGCUGAGAUAUAAACUUGAGCAAACAGUCUGAGAGACCAUUAAAAGUAACGGGUUGGAGAGAAAGUAAUGGUAAGAACAAGUGAUGUUUUUGUACUUGAUUUGAUUGAUAUGUAUGUAAAACAGGUCAUCACAAUUUAUAAGAUUGAUUAAUGUCUUUUUGAAAAGAAAUGACUCAAUUUUAUUUAUGAAGUUGUUAUCUGUGAAUGAAGCCAGGUUAUGUUAGAACGUUGGAGUGUAUUCAUGCUGUACGCCUACCAGCAGCUCUCCAUGCUGUUGACAUUUGAUACUUGAUUAUGAUAUGGAAAGGAGGUCAAAUGGACAAGACAAUUUUAUAAUUGAACUUAACGUCUUGAUUACUGAAUUUUCUAACUUCCAUAGGCUUAAUACAUGGACCGCUCAGCACCAGUAGGCAAAGGGUUUGAAAGUAGGACAUACACAUUUAGGAUGUAGUCUUGGAUUAUGAUGUAGCUGGGAAGUAAAUGGAAAUAAGAAUAUAAUUAUACCAUCAGUUUUAUGAUUGAUAUACCAGCAUGUUACACAAUCAGUAUGAUGAGCUCAGAAAUUAUGAAGCAACAUAAACUUGAAAGAAGAUCAUGGAAUGGCAUAUUACAGAGUGGCUAAAACAUUGGUAUUGGUUAUUCAGUCCAGUCUGUCAUAUAGAAUGUCUACCUUUAUUCUGACAUGUUUCCAGUGAUACUAUAUUUGUAAUAAAAUGAACUUUGCUAGUCUUGAAUAGAAACUAGCCUAUUUUUAAGUGUGUAGUGAGUACUAGACUAGAGUCUGAACACACACUCAUGCUUGUGUGCAUAAGUUAUUAUUUAACUGAAAGCUGAAGGUGUGCCUUAUAAAGCCAUCUAGAUUAUUAAAGUUGACACAUUUUAUUUGCAAACAUUAAGCCCCCAUUAUCACCUACCACAGAAAUGUAUUCAAACAUGCAUGUUCUCAUAUAUUGACUUGUUUUUAUUUACCUGUAUUCCCUGUCUUUUGAAUGCAAGUAUCACUUUCAGCCAGGGUUUAGCCUGCUUUAUUUUGGAAGUAUUUUUUUAACUUGCUAGUAUAUUAAACAAAUUAAAGCUUUGGUAGAAGGUAGUAAUUAUAGCUUUUAAUUCACUUUAAAUUCACUUUAAAUUCACUUACAAGUGUAUUAUGUUUGGACCCUGUCAUGAUCUUCUAACAAUGAAUUAUCUGUAAUCUGUGUUUUGUGCAAAAUGUGUUUAUAAAGAAAGUUUAAGCUGUAAAUCAUUAAAUAAUUUGGUGUAAUACAUGUAUCGUUAGGGGUGUAUGAGACUUUAAGAAUUGGCAAUAUAUGCAGUACCAAGAAGAGCUUCCAAUCUAGCAAUGUUUGAAUUCAUCUUCCAAUGACUGUCUUCCACUCACUGAAACUUUACUGAUCUACCUACACAUACUUUUUAUCUUCUUUUCUACAAAUGAUACUUCUUUUUUGUACUAAUAAUAUCAAGUUGUUUAGUAUAAUGCAUUUACUUUAAUGCAUGCAUCUUUAUAGGUCUAUGCCUGAAUCUUGUUUCAACAUGAUUAAAAUUUGUCAUAUGUUAUAGGGGGACCUUGUAAGAUAACCAUGGUUUUGUGAGCAUGUACUUAGUAGGGAAUACGAUGCCUGCAUAUAGAUUGCCUCGGUAAGACUGGUCUUUUCUUCAAGUUGCUUCUUGAUAAUUUAAUUUGUUUGUAAUUUGUUCGUUCUGAAAAUGGGAUUACUAAUUAUCGUCAUAAAAAGCCUUUUGUAGUCAAAUGUAUUACCCUUUCAAAAACAACAUUAC
This is a messenger RNA of Strongylocentrotus purpuratus (purple sea urchin), 4850 nucleotides long. Its product is annotated as synaptotagmin-14. The record is from RefSeq and is a predicted model, not a curated record. The transcript is spliced from 6 exons. Lineage: Eukaryota; Metazoa; Echinodermata; Echinoidea; Camarodonta; Strongylocentrotidae. Bases 905 to 2365 code for a protein of 486 amino acids.